ACGGAAAACUGGUUCUAUCGAAUUGCAGACAGUUUCAGGACGUCAACACGUGUUGGUUACAGAAGUUAGGAAGCGCGGCUAUGCGCUGGGAUGAAACGAAAUGAGAAGAUUGUACCACCAUGCAACCCCCAGGAGCUCGUUCUCUCCCUCGCCCAAUCCAAAAGAGCGAGAUGGAGGGAUGUUUCAGCCCCUCUGAUUCUUCUCCAAACAUCAGUGGAGGACAUUUCAGAUCCCAAGGGUGGAGACGAAAAUACAGAAUGGUCCGAAACCACAACCACUAUGACAACUACACUAGAAUCAGAAGCUCAAUCUCUUCGCGUAGCCUUAAAAACGCCAACAGUUCAGAGUACAAAUUCUGUAGGAGCCGGACAUCCACUAGGACGUCCACAAACAUUCCGACAGAUGCCAUAUUCUGUUUCCUCUCCAAACAAACCCCAAUGUACUGCCAACUGUCCUCCAUCCCAGGGACCCACGUGUAAACCUGCUACCUGGUCUAGUUGUACUUGCCGCAACAAAUUCUUUACUAAUCUAGAUAAAUCUCAAAGAUGUGACAUAUGUCUUGCCAAGAGCAUCAGUGAUAGCCGGGUUAAAAAUCAAACCAAAGAUCAUGCUCAGAAUAUUAAAAAAGAGUUGUCGGACCAAAAGAAAGCUUUCUCAAAGAACAGUUUUGCGCGGUCUUCUCGCGAGUCGUCUUUGCUCACGGAAGUGUUGUCAUGGCGUCGGACUAAUUACUCCGCUUUUAGAUUUUUUACAUUUUACCUGGUUUUAAUCCAGCCUACUGUAUAUGGAAGUGAAUCACCAGAUCGGGAAUGCUGUGAAAAUCCGCUGUAUACUUUUGAUAAUCCAGAACGAGUAGUUACCACAUUUUCACCCCCCGCUCUGACCUACAGACCCCCUGAAGAACCUGAUAUUUACCCAGAAGUUCCUGAUUUACCAGGUGUGUUGCUGCCUACCCCUGCCACUGGUAGCUUGAGCUGCCUACUAGCAAGACAGCUGUGUUUAGAGGAUUCAACAUGCUCACAGAUUCUUCAAGUCAUUCCCCGGGUUUGUGGCCUUGAACAAGUUGUCUGUUCGACGAUCACAGUAAGCAAGUGCCAGGCUGCCCUCAGAACAUUGAGAAGCUUCCCAUACUUUAAUCCUACCUGUCUCUGUAAGCCGCCAACAGCUGAUGAUCAUCAGUGCAAUGAUUUUAGUGAAUUAUUAUUCGAUCAUCCUUGCCUCAAUACUGCCCCGAGAUCUGAUGACCCGUACCCUGUAGACGCUUUACCGUACUGUACACAUGCAGAGGAUGUUUGUAAUAAUGAUAAAUCUUGCAAGAAUAAGGUUGUCACCUUCCAGCGAGUCUGUCAAACGGAAAAUGAUAAAUGUGUCAUGGACGAAGUAAGUUCAUGUCACUUGUCCUGGCAAAAUCUACGACAAUCCCCUAUAUUCGGUUGCAUUUGUCCGGCUAAUAUGCCGAAUAAGAAGCGCUGUGACCAGAUCUUUAAGCUUGUGAAUGGAAAUCCUUGUAUCGACGCACAAAUACCAGACUCCAUCCGACCAACCUUUUCCAAUCUGGCGGAUGCCGCAAUAUUUUGGGAAUUUUACUACCGUGGGUUGCCAGGUUACUCGAAAACCGGUUCUUCCGGGCCCGAGACACGCCGCACCACACGGGAAGUAUAUGUUACGAGCGGAACAGCUGAUUCCACGACACCCUGGUAUAUUCCCAGUGUGUCGGACAGGGAGUACAACGGUUCUCGUCAGCCUACGCUACAAGAUCAAGAGAUUAUAAACAUGCGCAGCACCUGCCAUCUAGCGCUGGAUAACUGUGAACGGGACGCGGCAUGCAGGCCUUACUUGGAUUCUGUCAAGUCUCGAUGUGUUGAUUCCUGUAACAGGGAAAGGUAAGUCAAUAAAAUGUAUAUUAAAGGGAA
Molecule: messenger RNA, 1913 nt
Organism: Eurytemora carolleeae
Lineage: Eukaryota; Metazoa; Arthropoda; Copepoda; Calanoida; Temoridae
Exons: 12
Coding region: 91-1887 (598 amino acids)
Biological process (GO): nervous system development
Cellular component (GO): signaling receptor complex; external side of plasma membrane
Molecular function (GO): signaling receptor activity
Source: RefSeq, a predicted model, not a curated record